Molecule: messenger RNA, 1060 nt
Organism: Rhizophagus irregularis DAOM 181602=DAOM 197198
Lineage: Eukaryota; Fungi; Glomeromycota; Glomeromycetes; Glomerales; Glomeraceae
Source: RefSeq, a predicted model, not a curated record
ACUGGUGAACAAUUGUUUGUUCUAAUAAUGCAGAGAUAAAAAUUUAUAAAAUGUCUGUCCAACCUUUUGAUAGUUUACAUGAAGAUUUAAUACAUGAUGUUGCCUAUGACUUUUACGGAAAACGCUUUGUAACUUGUUCUUCUGAUCAAAAACUUAAAGUAUGGGAAUUCAACCAGGAAACAAAUACUUGGGAACAAGUUGAUUCUUGGAAGGCACAUGAAUGCUCCGUUUUAAAAGUUGCUUGGGCUCACCCCGAGUUUGGUCAAGUAAUUGCUUCGUGUUCUUUUGACCGAUCUAUUCGUAUCUGGGAAGAACAAGAACAUGAAUCAAAAAAUAGUGGAAAACGAUGGAUGGAAAAAGCGCGUUUAAUUGAUGCUAAAGGUUCUGUUCAAGAUAUCGCAUUCGCGCCAAAUUUCAUGGGCUUAAGAUUAGCUUCAAUUGCUGCUGAUGGUGUACUUAGAAUAUAUGAAGCUCUUGAAGUAUCCGACUUGACACAAUGGACUUUAAUGGACGAAAUAAAUGUGCAUUCGUCUAGAAAUGCUAAUCCAUCUACAUUUAAAGACGCGGAGGAAAGUUAUUGUCUUUCAUGGUGUCCGUCUCGUUAUCAAUUUCCAAUGAUUGUAGUUGGUUGUGGGAAAGAAAAUAGCGCCAAAAUAUUCCGUUGUGAUCAAAAUAGUAAAUGGCGUUCAUGUGAGAUAUUGGAUGGACAUCAAGAUUUAGUACAUGAUGUAGAUUGGGCUCCAAAUAUGGGAAGGAGUUAUCAACUUAUUGCAACAGCUUCAAAAGAUACUCGCGUCAGAAUUUAUAAAUUGACAGGUAAUAAAGAUGGGUUUAAAGUUGAUGCAGUAGCAGAAUUUCUCGAUCAUGACAGAGAGGUAUGGAAAGUCAAAUGGAAUGUAACGGGCACAAUUUUGUCUUCGGCAGGAGAUGACGGAAAAGUUCGCUUGUGGAAAGGUAAGAAUAAUAUUGACUAUUAACUUUGCAAUUAUCAACAUUUCAUUGAUUAAAAGUUUAUAAAAACUGUUAUUGUUAUUAUUAGCUGGAAAUGAGGAAGGGUUUA